AUGUCCUCCACGCCCACCACCUCAAUCCCCUCAACCUGCUGCGGCAACAAAAACCCCGCCGGCGCCUGCGCCUGCGCAACAGAAGCCACCUGCUCCUGCGGCAAAAAACCCGCCCUCCACUGCAACUGCUCCCAAGCACAAGUCGAGAACAACCUCUCCGGCGCGAGAUGUUCCUGCCACCAACGCCCAGCCAACUCCUGCACCUGCUCCCGCGCCCCAACAGAAAACGCCAAGCCCGCCGCCGGCGACGCAUGUGCAUGCGGCAAGCGCAGCGCUAACAGCUGUAACUGCAACAACACCGAGACCUCAGGAUCGGGAGCUUCGUCAGAUCUUGAGACGGAUUUUACGACGAGGAAGUAG
Molecule: messenger RNA, 360 nt
Organism: Fulvia fulva
Lineage: Eukaryota; Fungi; Ascomycota; Dothideomycetes; Mycosphaerellales; Mycosphaerellaceae
Exons: 2
Coding region: 1-360 (119 amino acids)
Source: RefSeq, a predicted model, not a curated record